Messenger RNA from Mus pahari (shrew mouse), 2081 nucleotides. It is a transcript of the gene Dnase1l3, whose product is annotated as deoxyribonuclease 1 like 3. The transcript is spliced from 9 exons. NCBI's taxonomy places the organism in Eukaryota, Metazoa, Chordata, Mammalia, Rodentia, Muridae. Gene Ontology annotation, biological process: apoptotic DNA fragmentation; programmed cell death involved in cell development. Bases 191 to 1123 code for a protein of 310 amino acids. Gene Ontology annotation, cellular component: nucleus. Gene Ontology annotation, molecular function: DNA nuclease activity. The record is from RefSeq and is a predicted model, not a curated record.
UCAGAGCUAACCCACCCCACCCCUGCCCACCGAGAUUAUGAGUGGCUUUUAAGGAGGCUGGUUUGUAAAUUCAGCAUGCCAUUUUCCUCAUGAGGACAAGAAAACCAGAGGACUCUCGAAAGGCUAACCCAUUGUCUUCAUUUCCUUGGGGAUUGAAUCGCGUCAUGCCUCAAGUCCCAGGAGUGCAAAGAUGUCCCUGCACCUAGCUUCCCCACGCCUGGCCUUCUUGCUGCUCUUCAUCCUGACCCUCCAUGGCGCCCUGGCCCUGAGGCUCUGCUCCUUCAAUGUGAGGUCCUUUGGAGAGAGCAAGAAGAAAAACCAUGAAGCCAUGGAUAUCAUUGUGAAGAUCAUCAAACGCUGUGACCUUAUUCUAUUGAUGGAAAUCAAGGACAGCAACAACAACAUCUGUCCCAUGCUGAUGGAGAAGCUGAAUGGAAAUUCACGAAGAAGCACAACAUACAACUAUGUGAUUAGUUCUCGACUUGGAAGAAACACGUACAAAGAGCAGUAUGCCUUCCUCUACAAGGAGAAGCUGGUGUCUGUGAAGGAAAAAUACCUCUACCACGACUAUCAGGACGGAGACGCGGACGUGUUUUCCAGGGAGCCGUUUGUGGUUUGGUUCCAUUCGCCCUUCACCGCUGUCAAGGACUUCGUGAUUGUCCCCUUGCACACAACUCCCGAGACCUCCGUUAAAGAGAUAGAUGAGCUGGCCGAUGUCUACACGGAUGUGAAAAGCCAAUGGAAGGCAGAGAAUUUCAUCUUCAUGGGUGAUUUCAACGCUGGCUGCAGCUAUGUCCCCAAGAAGGCCUGGAAGAACAUCCGUUUGAGGACAGACCCCAAGUUUGUUUGGCUGAUUGGGGACCAAGAGGACACGACGGUCAGGAAGAGCACCAGCUGUGCCUAUGACAGGAUUGUGCUUCGUGGACAAGAGAUAGUCAACUCCGUGGUUCCCCGUUCCAGUGGCAUCUUUGACUUUCAGAAAGCUUAUGAGUUGUCUGAGGAGGAGGCCCUGGAUGUCAGUGACCACUUUCCAGUUGAGUUUAAGCUACAGUCUUCAAGGGCCUCCACCAACAACAGAAAAUCUGUUUCUCUGAAGAAGAGAAAAAAAGGCAGUCGCUCCUAGGUAUCACGCCGCCAUUGUUUGUUUGUGUUUUUGUGUUUUUUUUUUUUUUUUGGUUUUUUUGUUUUUAAGCCAUUCCUUGCUUCCAAAUAAAAUGGCGCUCAUAGGUCUAAGCUAUCUGUAUGCUCAGGAAUUAAGACUGGCCAAGCUUCUUUCAUUGUCCACUUGAGUUAAUUUUGCCUGGACCAAGUCUUCUGUUAUAUCACCUUGACCCCCCGUGCCAUCGCUGGUACCCUGGGAAACACUGCCAGUACUCAGGCAACAGGCCAGACUUGGCAUGGCAUGAUACUUUAUGAUGGAGCCAAAGAAACUCAGUUGCCUGGGGUCAUGCGGGGAAGAAGAGUGAAGGACACUCUACUGUACUGUCCUGCCUGUCCCUACCCACAGCCCACCCCUACCCACACCUCACUCCUACCCACACCUCACCCCUUCCCCUCAGGCCACCUGUGCUCACAGCACUGUGGAUAAGCUAUCACCAUGUCCUGAGCUCAGUCUUCAAAUAUCAUGAAGGUUUCCAUUAUCUGACAGCCAGCCUCACUUUGGACGCAUGCUCCAACAGUGUCUUCCCUCCCUUUCUCCCUUUCCUCUUCCUCCUUGUGCCCCUCCCUGCAACAGUGACCACACAGUGCUUGUCACCGCGGCCAGCACUGCAGUUCACGCCAGCACAAGCCCCACUGGCCGGCUUGGACCUGAGGGUUCGCUCCCUUCCUGCCACUUCUGGGAUCUGCAAUGUGGUGCCAUCUUGCUUGUAUGCGGGGACCCGUUUUUGUGCAUUUCGCUUUGUUUUCCUGGAUAUUCUUUACUCUUGCACAUGAGCACCUGUACUUAGGAACAGAGAAGAACAACGACCCGUCUGGCCCUACUCCCAGUCUCGGAAGCAACCCCUCCACACAGCUGUGAGCUCCCUGAAGGCAUCUACACAUAAACCAGCGCCAUGUGUAACCUGAGGCAAUACAGAGUA